Molecule: messenger RNA, 2340 nt
Organism: Saxophila tyrrhenica
Lineage: Eukaryota; Fungi; Ascomycota; Dothideomycetes; Mycosphaerellales; Extremaceae
Exons: 8
Coding region: 1-2340 (779 amino acids)
Biological process (GO): synaptonemal complex assembly; meiotic recombination checkpoint signaling
Cellular component (GO): nucleus
Source: RefSeq, a predicted model, not a curated record
AUGGCGACGAUCCAGAUCUCCAAGACGAAAGGCACCGAGACGCUGAACAAGACCGAGGUCACGCAGAAGCAAAGCAUCGAUGUCGUGCAAACCAUGCUUCACAGUGGUCUGAGCUGCAUAACGUACUUGCGCAACCUCCUGGCAGACAAGGCGUACGAUAUGCAAGAAUAUGACUCGACCGCAACCAUCCAGCCCUACGACGAGUACGCCUCUGGCCGAGCUGCGCUCACGCGAAGGCGCUCGACUCAGCGAAGCGCCAAGCUUCAGGUGCUGAGACGCGGGCGCAGCAAGCGAGUCGACCUGCUGCUAGACUGGCUGCGACAGGAACAUGGCGCUUUCCCAGCGCUCCAAGCAGGUAACCUGCGUUCCAUGGAGAUACACGUGCACACAGACCCGGAACAUCCCGAGCGCGUAGUGGAGACGUACACGUUCAAAAUCAGGUACGCUCCAAGGCCAAAAGGCGGCCAGCUGCUUGCUGGAGUUCAGCUGGAAGGACCCGGCGGCUCAUCCGCCAGUGUGGGAGCGACGAAUGAAGCACUGAAAGGGCUCCUUCGCCAGCUCAUCGCGCAUUGUGCCGAUCUGCCUGAUCUUCCAAGCAAAAGAUAUAUGUCAAUGGCACUUUUCUACGAGCGUGACACAGCCGUGGCAGACAAGCCAACAGGCUUCGUACCUAACGAUACCAUGGACCUCACCUUUGCCGCGACGGAUGGGUGGGAAAAGAAGGAGCGUUACUUUGAGAAUCUUGGCUCUGGCUUUCACCGUACUUCCAUGGGCAUAACUUACCUGCAACCACUCGGUUACGCCGUCGGCGCUGGACUGAAGCCCCCGAAAAUCCCAGACUGGAUCACUUACAGAACGGAGCCUGGGCUCGAUUCAUUGCAGUCGACGGCUCCCACGUCUGCGGUUGCAGAACAACGUCAACUGACAGCAACUCCCUCAACGGUCGUGGAGAGUGAAUACCUUGCAAGGACCUCGACUCCAGAAGACAGUCCUACUGCACUCAGCCGCCCCUCCACGUCGCCCGCACGCAAACAGUCGGCCGAUGUAGAAGCAGAGGACGAGUACACGGGGGGCUACACAGCUGUCGCCCUUCUCGUUCCCACUCAACCCCUCUUGUCCCAAUUCGGUGGCACUCAGAACACGCAAUCGAGCAAUGUUCCAGAGAUGAAGAGAAAUCUGCGGUCGAUGAUGCACGCCGAACACUUCACACAAGGCGAUACCCAAACACAGGCAAUUCCAUCAUCCCAACCAAGCGGUCAUAACGAUACUGCCGCUAUCCCUGCAUCAUCGCCGCGUUCAUCGCCAGCACAGGCAACACUUUCAGGACCUGUCAUCGAUGCGUCAGAGAGGUCGAAGUGCAUUUCACGACAGAAGACUCGGAGUUCAGCGAAAGCGGGAGAUGUCAACGAAGCAGACAAAGACCAUACCGUACUGUGCCAGUGCGAGCACCACGAAACCGAGGGAGACAUGGUCCAGUGUACGUACUGCAGUACGUGGCAACACCUGCACUGCUACGGCUAUAAGGGCCAAGAUGAUGAGCGUCUGCCCGAAGUCCACGUGUGCUACGAUUGCCUGCUCAGUGAUGAUGACACCAGCACUCGUUCUCGCCUUCAAGAACUCACCAUGAAGAGACGAGCUAUGUACCACGCGCUCAGCUCUGGGCUGAGCACUCCAAAUCAGUUGGCUGGUGCUCUUGGUACGUCCACGAUCAGAUUGACCGGCAGCGACUUUGCUAAUGAGCUUUUUGCAGGCAUUCCAAAUUCUGCCGCAAAGGAUCUGUUCGCUUUCCUCAAGAGCAACGGAUACUUCAUUGCGGCCAAGCAGCCAAAUACGAGAAGGCACACAGGAAGCCGAAGGCUGUCUUCUGUGGCCCUCAAGGAAGGCCCGAAGUAUCAGGAAAUGCUGGCCAGCCUAUUUGAUCCUCUCUUGCACAUCAGCCACUACUACGGCGUAGUUAAGGCAUCAAGCAUGCAGACAAACGAAGUGCAGCAGCGUCUGGUGGCUAAAGCAGGCGGCAUGCCACCACCUGUCACUCCUGCUUCUCAGUUGAGAAAGAGGAAGGCCGCUCAGACGCCAGCAUCAGGUCUUGACCUUCGCCAAUCAAUGACCCCGUACGACACGCCACCCCAUCUCCGCACGCAUUUGACCCGAUCCUCGAAGCGCGCACGCUUGAGCGGCGACGAAGAUGAGGUUGUAGCUGCGACACCUCCGAAGGCCCGACGAAGGACAACCAGCUCCCCUGCACGUGUGAAGAGUGUCCGUACAGCAGUGAUGCUUGACGCUGCUGGCUUGCCUUCCAGCCCAGGUCCUUCCAGUUACGAGAACGCGCUCAUGGCGUGA